Fusarium graminearum PH-1 is the source of this 582-nucleotide messenger RNA. RefSeq lists its product as uncharacterized. The transcript is spliced from 2 exons. NCBI's taxonomy places the organism in Eukaryota, Fungi, Ascomycota, Sordariomycetes, Hypocreales, Nectriaceae. Bases 1 to 582 code for a protein of 193 amino acids. The record is from RefSeq and is a predicted model, not a curated record.
AUGGCCAUCGACGGUCACAACAUGGCCACUGAAGAUCCAAACAUGACCGUUCAAGAUCAGAGCUUCAACAUGCCCAUCCAAGAUCCAAACAUGACUAUCCAAGGCCAGCGCAUGUCCGUUCAAGGUCAAUACAUGCCCAUUCAAGGCCAGAGCCUGAGCAUGCCCAUCCAAGGCCCAAACAUGACUAUCCAAGGUCAAAACACGGCCACUGGAGGUCAGGGCCAGGGCAUGUUCAGCCAAGUUCCCACCGAAUGGGGAGACGAAGGACGAGUAGACUUCACCAAGCCUAUCGAAGACCAGUGGGUCAGUGCUCUUGACAUCCUGAGCAUACGCGCUGAAAAAGCCGGUAUCACUCCUAAACAGGCUGUCGUCAAGCUCAUACUUGAACUGGAUAUAAAGCACGACAGGCUCCUGGACCUUGCCGAGGAGGAUGCAAUUUCCGCCUUACGCGGCGAGCCUGAUACUGAGGAUCGAAAUAUCAGACGUGAUUACAUCAAAUAUGCAUUGGAUGCGGUUGACGAAUCCCGAGAAAAGGCCUACGACCUUCUCCGCCGAAUGUAUGUCGAACUGGAUCCAAGCUGA